AUUUAAUUUAAUAUUUCUUCUGCCCGAACAAAGCACAAUUUAACUUUUACAAAAAAUAUAAAUGAAUUAAACACAGAGGCAAAAAAGAUUUCGCCAAACUUACAAUGGCAGCGGAAAACUACCACCUUAAAUGGGAUUCCCAUCUUUCCUAUUUGAAUUCAUCUGUUGCAACGCUUUAUAAAAACGAAAAGUUUGCUGAUGUAGUUCUCUAUAGUUCAAGCAGUCAUUGUGCCAGUGGAAGUUCUUCAGAAAAUGGCAUUCCUACAGUGGGUAUAUCGGCUCACAAAUUUAUACUUAGUUCAUGCAGUCAAUUCUUUGCAACGAUGUUUGAAACAGCUCCUAUUGCCGCGCCCAAUGGAGUUCUUUACGUUGUGCUUCCACCGGAUUUAAGCCAUCGCGCAAUACAAAUUUUAGUACAAUAUAUGUACAGUGGUGAAGCAACAGUGUCUAAUGAUAUCUUAAGUGAAGUUUUACGUGGAGGUGAAAUUUUAAAAAUAAGAGGCUUGUGUCGCACACCAAACUCCCACCAUAGAGAUCCAGCAGGAACUAAUAAUUAUGGCACAAAUGGUAAUCGACCACUGCAACUUAUCAAUAAUAAUCAGCUUCCUAACACACACGCUAGUGAUAUCUACAUUUCAAAUAAAUGUGCACGAGACAACAAUGUUUGUGGUAGUCGCUAUUCCAUUGAACAUGCUCACCAGCAACAAAUCCGCGGAUUAGGAGCCUCUGUAAUGCCGAAAGAUAGUCCAGUUAUAGUUAAAUCUCCUAAACUUUCACAAAUGGGUCUCCUAGCACCUCUUAAUAAACAUCACUCGGGUGGUAUAUCGAUUAAUAAAGAUGUAGCUAUAGAUCCAGAAGAUAAAUGUUGUUACCAAGCAAAUCAACAUGAAACGCUGCCUCCUGUUGUGGGUAAUAUAGCACAAUGCAAUGAAGUGGGCUGCAGCAGUUGCCCUAUACCAACAGAAAAUGAACAUAUACGGAAUCGUCAACGAGUUCAUAGUGGAGAGUCUGCAGUGUCUUCAUUACGUAUGUCAAGUGACCGUUUGGAUAGAGAUUUCAUAGAACCACCUCCUGAUGAGCGCUGUGACAGUGAUGAAAAUAAUAUGUAUUAUGGACGGCGAUUACGCAGAGAGAGUGAUAAGGAUCGAGUUAGAGAUUAUUACACAUCUGAACAUUAUGAACAUCAAGCUGUUACUGGUCACAAACAAUUCGUAGAAUCGGCGGCUCCCCGACUCACACCACCACAUGCGCACAACUUUUUGCCUAUUAAGCAAGAACCGGCAGAUUGGUCCACACCAGGUGGAAGUGAAAAUAGUAGUGAUAUUAUAAAUAGACAAAACACGCCAAUUCAUUCUCCGAAACAACCAUUGGAUUUCAAAAUUCCAUUAGGUAAUACCGCAGUAAAACUAGAAACAGUAUCGACAAAUAGUGCGGAUGAAGAAGAACCGCCCAGGCCACAAAAUGAUUAUGAUACAUUUACACGAUUAGUAUGUGAAAUUUGCAAAAAAUCCUUUGAUGAUCCAAAAACAUGGGUCCGUCAUCUCGAAACUCACGCACAAACUCAACCCAUCAUUCAUAAUCCAUCAGCUACUAGCACAGCGACAAGUAGCAAUAUUUCUACAUCCAAUGGUGAUACUUUAGCUAAAACUUUCGUGCCAAAAAAGCGUAGAAGAGUAUCGCAACACGACAACAAUGUAGACCACGUAACACUUCUCUGUGAUUUAUGUUCCACCUCUUUUGAAACUCCGGCUGAGUGGGUGCGCCACAUGAAUAACCAGCACACCGAAAUAGAAUUAGCUAUCUUCAACAAUAAAAAGGACAGUGAACAAAAAAGCAACAAUUCUUCCACUACAAGCUCUUCUACUGCUUCCAACAGUCACCAGCAACAGUCAUCAAGUCACAAAAAAUUUUCAAAUCGACCCUAUAGCACUGAUCAGCAAGAUCGUGUAUGCGACAUUUGUCAGAAGAAGUUUUCAUCUAAUAGCAGCCUGUUGCAGCACAAACGUAGCCACACUCAUGGUACAAAUUCCACUCAUAGUAGCGCUCACGCGACUAGAUCCUUGUCACCAGAGCAAUUGAACUCGGCCUCCACACAGGCUUGAUGCACUUCGUCGCUUAACUCGUAAACGCACAAAAAUAGCAACUAAAACGGAGCUAAGACAUUUACUAAGACAUGAAAAUGGAGUGAGAAGCAACAAUUUACCUAAGUCGUUCCAGGAGAAUCAAAAUUAAAACAAAAUUUGAAAUUUGAAAUUUGAAACGAAAACAAAUCGAAUUAAUUUUUUAAAAUUAAAUGAAUCGAAUUAAAAAUCGAAGCAAACGAAGAAACCCCCACUUUCAAAGCUGACAACGGUGCCCAUUUUUUGAGGAAAUACUGAAAAGUUCUGUGGCGCUCGGUUGUCGGUACUAUUUUUGAACCAAUUUGGAACUCAGAUUUAUGUGUGUUUUAAGAUUUUAAAUUUAUCGUAGCAGUUAAGCAGUUUUAAACUAAUUAUUGAU
Messenger RNA from Teleopsis dalmanni, 2499 nucleotides. RefSeq lists its product as uncharacterized. The transcript is spliced from 9 exons. Lineage: Eukaryota; Metazoa; Arthropoda; Insecta; Diptera; Diopsidae. Gene Ontology annotation, cellular component: nucleus. Gene Ontology annotation, biological process: regulation of transcription by RNA polymerase II. The coding region runs from base 105 to 2102 and encodes 665 amino acids. The record is from RefSeq and is a predicted model, not a curated record. Gene Ontology annotation, molecular function: protein binding.